Messenger RNA from Arabidopsis arenosa, 3318 nucleotides. NCBI's taxonomy places the organism in Eukaryota, Viridiplantae, Streptophyta, Magnoliopsida, Brassicales, Brassicaceae. The record is from the annotation of a GenBank genome assembly.
AUAAUAUUCAUUAGCAAGAAAAUUAAGAGAACAAAACAAAAAGAAAAACUCUAAUUUCUCUCUCUCUGUUUUCUUCUCCGAUCCGUUAAUCUUCCUGGUGCGUUAGGGGCAGAGAUGGGAAACGGAAACUCAAGGGAGGAGGCUAAAGAAUCUAGACGGUCAAAGCUACGACAGAAGCUACAAAAGUUUCGCAUUCACCGUCGUCAUCUUCGUUGUUCUCGAAACUCGUCGGCAGGAAUGGUGAUACAACGAGCUGUGUCCGCCGAGGAUUUCUCCGGCAUUGCGCUUCUCACUCUCAUUGGCGCGGAUAUGAAGUUUAAAGACAAGUGGCUCGCUUGUGUUUCUUUCGGUGAACAGACUUUUAGAACUGAAAUCUCUGAUACUACAGAGAAGCCAAUUUGGAACUCGGAAAAGAAGCUUUUGUUGGAGAAAAAUGGACCAAGUCUUGCUAGGGUCUCUGUAUUUGAGACCAAUAGGCUCUCAAGGAACAAAAUCAUCGGUUAUUGUGAGCUUGAUAUAUUCGAUUUUGUAGUGCAGGAACCUGAGUCGGCGUGUAAGUCAUUUGACUUGUUAGAUCCCACAUCAUCCAAUGUUGUUGGCACCAUUUUCCUUUCUUGCACUAUUGAGGAUCCUGUUGAAACCGAGAGGCGGUUUGCAAAGCGUAUCUUGUCCAUAGUGGACUACAAUGAAGAUGGACAACUGUCGUUUUCGGAGUUCUCUGAUCUAAUAAAGGCUUUUGGAAAUUUAGUGGCUGCUAACAAGAAAGAAGAGUUGUUCAAAGCUGCUGACCUGAAUGGGGACGGUGUUGUGACGAUUGACGAGUUGGCUGCGCUUCUUGCUCUUCAACAAGAACAGGAGCCAAUUAUAAAUAAUUGUCCGGUGUGUGGUGAGGCUCUUCAGCUCUCUGACAAGCUCAACGCGAUGAUUCAUAUGACUCUUUGUUUUGACGAAGGAACGGGUAAUCAAAUGAUGACCGGAGGGUUUUUGACUGAUAGACAAGCUUCUUAUGGAUGGAUGUUCAAACUAAGUGAAUGGACACACUUAUCAACUUAUGACGUUGGUUUGAAUACUGGUUCAAGUGCCUCAUAUAUUGUGGUGAUUGACCGGAAGAGUAAGAGACUCGUGGAAGAGUUGAUUGACUCAAAGAUUGUUCUCUCCAUGAGAGCUAUUUAUCAGUCAAAAAUUGGACUUCGACUUAUGGAUCAAGGGGCAAAGGAGAUUCUGCAGAGACUUUCUGAGAAGCAGGGGAAGAAAAUGAGCUCAGUUGAAUCCGCACAAAAAAUACCACGCUUUCUCGAGUUCUUUAAGGCAUGGAAAGAUCAAAUAAACAUGGCUGAAGUCAAGUAUCCUCUGCAGCAUUUUAAGACGUUCAAUGAGUUCUUCAUCCGGGAGUUGAAACCUGGUGCAAGACCAAUUGCUUGCAUGAAACGCGAUGAUGUUGCCGUAUGUGCUGCUGAUUGUCGAUUAAUGGCAUUUCAGUCGGUGGAGGAUAGUACCCGUUUCUGGAUCAAGGGCAAAAAGUUUUCAAUAAGAGGCCUUCUUGGGAAGAGUAUGAAUACAAAUGCCUUCCUUGAUGGAUCUUUGGUGAUAUUCCGACUAGCACCACAGGAUUAUCAUCGGUUUCAUGUCCCUGUCUCUGGAGUCAUUGAAAAGUUUGUGGAUCUUUCUGGAAGCUUAUAUACAGUUAAUCCGAUUGCGGUCAAUAGCAAGUACUGUAAUGUAUUCACGGAAAAUAAACGAACCGUUGCAAUUAUAUCAACAGCAGAAUUUGGAAAGGUUGCUUUUGUUGCAAUCGGUGCGACAAUGGUUGGUAGCAUAAAUUUUGACAGAAAGGAAGGAGAACAUGUGAACAAAGGGGAUGAACUUGGUUAUUUUUCAUUUGGUGGAAGCACAGUUAUAUGUGUCUUUGAAAAGGACUCGAUCCGGAUCGAUGAGGAUCUCUUGGUUAACAGUGGUAGGUCCUUAGAGACAUUAGUGAAUGUUGGAAUGCAAUUAGAGUGUAAAACCGGUUCUCUCCUCGGGUGCGCUCUCAUUAAUUACUUUCAUCCAAAUGAUGAAAAGAAGGCAUUAGCACUCGAUGGUAGUUUCUUGGGAGGUAUGCAGCUUGAGGUUUUGUUGGAGGGUAACAGCAGCGGUUCUAGUAUCUUUCCUAACUUUAAAAGGUGUGAACGUUGUGUCCUUCUUCAAAGGAAGCGCCUCCAUGACCUUUACAUUACAACUAAUGGAGGGGAUCAAAGUGCUGUUGAUGAAAGCACAAGGCGUUUGGAGAGUGAUACUAUUGAUAUCGUCAACGAGCCGCGUGGUGAAAGGGAGGACGGUAAUGGGAUUAACAGAGAGAACGCUAAUGAUGGUGAUGGAAUGGAAUGUCUCGAGAAUGAUGGGAUUGAUAAUGUGAAUGCAGCAGAGGAGGAGCACACAAUGAGUGCACAAGAACUGGAACAUGAGCCAAGUCUUGAUAAGGGAGACAAAAUGGCGUCUUAUAGUUAUGGUUUUACUUUUUGGUGGAAGAUGAUGCCAACACUUGAUCUUGAUGAAGACUCUUGUCGCAAUCUUGGCUCCCUUAGAUUUGACGAAGUUUGUUGCAGCUUCUUGCAAUCACAUGAAACUCGGAUAUUGCCUGUUAACAUUCAGACCCUCCUCCUUAGAUACAAAGCUAAUUUCCUCAAGAAACAAAACUCUUUCCUCUAUAUCGCAUUUCCCAGCACUCCGGAGUUCAUGGCUCCAGAAUUAUAUGAGGAGAACUAUAAUGAGCUCAUUGACGUUUAUUCCUUUGGUAUGUGCUUUUUGGAGAUGAUCACUUCUGAGUUCCCGUAUAGUGAGUGCAACAGUCCGGUGCAAAUUUACAAGAAAGUUGUCGCGGGAAAGCUACCAGGAGCCUUUUACAGAGUUGGAGACAUCGAGGCACAGAGUGGUGCUGGGAAUCCAAAGCCCUUCUUGAACGAGAAUGAAAUGGACACACUGAAGUUGGAAGAUGAUGAGUUAAAGACACAGAUGUCCAUCGCUGGGAAGCUGGGCGCUGAAGAUAACGAAAUCGAUCUGGAAGUACAAAUCGCAUAUGAUAAUGGUCUGGCAAAUAAUGUGUUCUUUCCCUUUGACAUCAUGAAUGAUACUUCCAUUGAUGUUGCAAAGGAGAUGGUAAAAGAACUCGAGAUUAUAGAUUGGGAGCCAUUCGAGAUUGCUAAAAUGAUUGAUGGAGCGAUUUCUUCUUUGGUGCCUGGUUUGGAAGAGGCCUUCAAGAUUGGGUACAAGGUAUGGAAAGUAACACCAGUCUCAACGUACAUAGUGUGACAGAUGCUUAUAUAAAAGUUUUUGACAUAA